Messenger RNA from Antrostomus carolinensis (chuck-will's-widow), 1515 nucleotides. RefSeq names its product poly(ADP-ribose) glycohydrolase. The transcript is spliced from 7 exons. Gene Ontology annotation, molecular function: poly(ADP-ribose) glycohydrolase activity. The annotation marks the transcript as partial. Gene Ontology annotation, biological process: ATP generation from poly-ADP-D-ribose; nucleotide-sugar metabolic process; regulation of DNA repair. Gene Ontology annotation, cellular component: nucleus; cytoplasm. Lineage: Eukaryota; Metazoa; Chordata; Aves; Caprimulgiformes; Caprimulgidae. The record is from RefSeq and is a predicted model, not a curated record.
AAACAGCGGACAAUUACCACUUGGUUGGAGAAUAAAGGACCCAAGACAACUGAGUGCAAAAGCUUACACAGCAAAAUUAAUAACAAUAUUGAAGCAAAUCCCAAGAUGACUUCCAUUAAAAAAGAGAACUUUUGUGAGCAUGAUGUGAAAAAGCUAGACAAUAUUUGUCAGCAAAAUUAUUCAAAAAUACCUGUGGAAGUUGGUGCAAAGCACGUAACUUUCCCUCAGACAGGCAGCAUGUGUAACUGGGAGGCUGAGGACAAAGAUCCAGUCUUAGAUACAGAGCCUGUGAAGGGGAUGCAGUCUGGAGACGUCUUUAAAAACGCCAACAUCGACCAGAUGCACAAAACUGGCAAGCAGGCUCAGAGGGGCUGUGAAGAAAGCGGUGACAAUUGGACUCAGAGGAAAUUAUCAUCAGGCCGGUCUUUGAAAAUGGGAAAUACAAAACUUUCUUCAAAAGACAUGGAGACAGAUGGACAAGCAGCUUCAUGCAAUUCCCAGAAGCUGGAGAGCUGCAAUUCUGUCUGUUUAACGGGUGAACAAGAAGAAGCAGAUGUAGUUCCGGAAAGUCCACUUUCAGACGCUGGUUGUGAUGCUUGUAUGUCUGAUCUUAGAGGUCCUAGGAAACUGAGCAAGUGUCGGAGCAGUUCAGGGGAUUCACCGGCUUUUGAGAAAGAAAGUGAACCGGAGUCACCGAUGGAUGUAGAUAAUUCUAAAAAUAGCUGCCAUGGGUCAGAGGCCGAUGAAGAAACGAGUCCAUUUCUUGAUGAGCGAGAGGAGAUUAAUACAUCAAAAUCUGUAAACAAAUCUUUUAGAAUUCAAUAUGGGGAUGCUGAACUGGAGUCAAGAAAGUCACAUUUUUCUGCCAAGGGUUGUGAAAGCUUUGAGGAAAUAGAUAAUUCUGUUAAAGAGGAUAGUCUGCGUACAAAGUCACCUGGGAUCUCUCCUGCUCCAGCAUCAGAAUGCAAAGGUGCAAAACAGGGUGUGAAGAGAGACUCCAAAAUCACCUCUCACUUCAUGAGGAUACCUAAAAUUGAAGAGAAAAGCAGGAAAGAAAAGUGUGAAUUCAAAGCCCAGAGGCCAGGAAGGAAGACUCCUAAAUAUAUCCCACCUCCUCUUCCCACUAACAAGAAGUGGUUUGGGACACCGAUCGAAGAGAUGAGAAGGAUGCCAAUGUGCGCGGCCCGUCUUCCUCAUCUGCGACCCUCAGCCAAUCAUACAGUAACCGUCAGAGUAGAUCUUCUAAGGGAAGGAGAAGUGCCUAAACCUUUUCCAACUCACUACAAAGAUUUGUGGGACAACAAACAUGUUAAAAUGCCCUGCUCAGAACAAAACUUAUACCCUGUAGAGGAUGAGAAUGGAGAUAGAACUGCUGGAAGUCGGUGGGAACUAAUCCAAACUGUCUUACUUAACAAAUUUACUUGCUCGCAUGAUUUGAAGGAGGCUAUACUGAGAUACAAUGUUGCUUAUUCCAAGAAAUGGGAUUUCACAGCUCUUACUGACUUCUGUGAGAAG